AUGGCGUCAACAAUUUCAUCUCAACCGUUCAUCCUCUCACGCAUCACCAACCCAUCACUCUAUCCAUCCACUCUCCCCAAACCCAACCAACUUCCGUCUCUCUUCUUCCUCCGCCGCUCCUGUCAACGUCGUCGUUUUCUCAUAUCCUGCCACGUCGACGGAGACGACGUCGUUUCGACUCGUAAUUCAGGUGUUUCUACCGCUGCUAAGGAUUCUAUGAAACAAACUAUUUCGACUAUGCUUGGUUUGUUGCCUUCUGAUCAUUUUGAUGUUACUGUUAGUCUUUCUAUUCAGCCCCUUCAUCGGUUGCUUGUUUCUUCCAUCAUCACAGGGUACACGCUGUGGAAUGCGGAGUACAGGAUGUCCUUGACAAGAAAUCUGGAAAUGUCUUGUGCGGAUAGAGUGUCGGAGUGUGAAACGCCUCUGGAGAGUUUGGAGGUCAAGGGUGGAGGAGAAGAACAUGGGGAAAAUAAGGUUGUUUCUGAUUCAGGAUUCAACGAUUCAGAAACUUGCAGCAACAACAGUAGUGGCGUAGGAGUCUUUCGAGAUUUGCCGCCCCAGGCUCUGAAAUACAUUCAACAGUUGCAGUCUGAGUUGUCCAACACGAAGGAGGAGCUGAAUGCCCAGAAGCAAGAAAUGAUGCAAUUAGAACAUGACAGGGGAAUUCGGAAUAAUUUACUGGAAUAUCUUCGCUCUUUCGAUCCUGAUAGGGUGAAUGAAAUGUCCCAACCUACUUCUGUUGAAGUGGAGGAUAUAAUUCACCAACUUGUUCAAAACAUUAUGAGAAGAUUCCUUGUCGACGAAGCUAGCUCUAACUUUACGGAACAAACGGUAGAAGGAAACUUAGACUAUGACCCGGACAAUGGCGAUGAGUUUGGUGAUACAGUAGCUACUUCUCGCGAUUACCUAGCAAAGUUGCUUUUCUGGUGUAUGUUAUUGGGUCAUCACUUAAGAGGAUUGGAAAACAGAUUGCAUUUAACCUGUGUUGUUGGACUUUUAUAG
Molecule: messenger RNA, 1002 nt
Organism: Vicia faba (fava bean)
Lineage: Eukaryota; Viridiplantae; Streptophyta; Magnoliopsida; Fabales; Fabaceae
Source: the annotation of a GenBank genome assembly